AUGCUGAAGGAAACACUUGAGAAACUCCAAACAAAUGAGGAGAAGGAGAGACUGGUGCUUGGUGUCGUAGAGGAGGAGAUCGCCAAAGGAGACUACGACAGAAUACUGGAGAUGCUGACCAGUCUCCAGGACGACUGGAGUGGCCUAAGCACGGCCAGGUUGACCAAAAUAUUCAAACAGAUAUUUGGUACCAUUUCCAUUGGAACUGACAACUACGAGGGCGUAAUUCGCCUUCUAAAUGGCCUAAUUGACUGGAGUGGCGAUAGAAUGCUCCUCAAGUCCGACUUGGAAUGCAAGCUGAUCUACGUCUACCUGACUACCGGAAUGUACAAGGAGACACUUGACCUGAUCAAGGUGACUGUGAAGAGACUGAAGAAGUUUGAGGACAAGAUCAACCUGAUCCGCGUCUUCCUGUACGAAAGCAGGGCCUACUACGAGUUGAAGAACCUGAAUAUGGCAAAGAGUGCCCUGACUGCUGCCAGAGCACUGGCAGUGAGCGUGACAACUCCAUCGAGUCUCCAGGCGCAAAUUGAUCUGCUCAAUGGAAUGUUUCUGGUUGAUGAGAAAUACCGUGAAUCUGCUACUGGCUACUUCGUAGAGGCGAUUGAGGGGUUUCAACUCGACAAAAUGCCUGAGAAUGCGAAGUUGCCCCUGGUCUACCUGGUUUUGUGCAAAAUGCUGGAUAACAAGGUGGAUGAGCUAAAGGGGCUGAUGCAGAACAAGUACGUCAGAAACCUACAGAACGAGAACGAGAAUGAGAUGCUGCAGGUGCUGAUUGAGCUGGCGCAGAUCUCCAAACACAGGGACGUGGUGAAGUACAAGGGGAUUCUGGCAGACAGAAGUGGGCUGCUUCAGCAGAAUCUGUUUAUUCUGAAGCACCUCAACCUCCACUACAACGAGCUACUCAACCAGAACAUCCUGAAGAUCGUGGAGCCGUAUUCGCGAGUCAAAAUCACGUUCAUUGCCUCCAAACUCAACUUCGAGGAGUCGCUGAUCGAGGACAAGCUGAGGAUGAUGAUACUCGACAAGGCCAUUUACGGGAUACUCGAUCACAGGACGCAGUCUCUGAUACUCUACGAGAAGAAGGAGGAUGGAGACGUGGGAUUCAGGAAGAAUAUUGCAAUUCUACGAGAAUACAUGUGCAAGUUGUAG
This is a messenger RNA of Enterospora canceri, 1152 nucleotides long. NCBI's taxonomy places the organism in Eukaryota, Fungi, Microsporidia, Enterocytozoonidae. The record is from the annotation of a GenBank genome assembly.